GUUGGUCACUUCAUCUAAACAUAAACCCAUAUGCCAUUCUCUAAGCAGCAGCAUCGGAAACCGAGCCGCAACCGCAACCGCAACCGCAACCGCUCUACUUGUCAUCCUCCUCCACGAUUUUGGAACGACCUCACUAAGCUGUGGUUGACUAAAAGCGCCUUGAAAGAAGCUCACCGACAAUUCCAACUGCUCUGUCCAAGCCAGACCUCCGUUUUCAACUCUUACACCUUCGCCUCUGAUUUCUUGCGCCGUUGCUCUGCCACUUCUUUACAAAGAUCAGAAGAUCUACCCGCGGUGGAGAACCAGAUCUAGCAGAUAUUCGAAAUUAUCCUGCACCAGCCAACGUCCAGCAACCCUCUCUGGAUCCUCC
Molecule: messenger RNA, 370 nt
Organism: Aspergillus aculeatinus CBS 121060
Lineage: Eukaryota; Fungi; Ascomycota; Eurotiomycetes; Eurotiales; Aspergillaceae
Exons: 2
Coding region: 31-312 (93 amino acids)
Source: RefSeq, a predicted model, not a curated record